Acanthoscelides obtectus is the source of this 2048-nucleotide messenger RNA. Lineage: Eukaryota; Metazoa; Arthropoda; Insecta; Coleoptera; Chrysomelidae. The record is from the annotation of a GenBank genome assembly.
AUAAAAUGCCCGGAGCUAUAAACACUUGCUUCUGUGACCAUCAAAAACAUAUUCAAUGUUGUAUUUAUACGCAUGAUCUCAUCUAACAUAAAUUUCAGAAAAAGCGUUGAAUUCGCUUUCAUAGUCCUCAUUCCUAUGCACGCAGGCAGUUGGAGCGAUGAUAGGGUGUAGUUCUAGUGGAAAUCUUUGAGAGCAAAAUAUGAAACGGAUUAUAGACACGUUACGCCCAAACGCAUGGAAGUCCGACCCGCAGCUUAGCAAAAAAGAUACAGCAGCACCGGGCAUUACCAGUAUAACAACAAUGAAUCGUCCCGAAAAAGAGAACAUAAUCAAAUCGAAACCGAUAUCGAGGUCUUCCGACUGGACGAAUGUGGAUCUAACAGUACCUGACAAUAAAGAGGAACAACACGUACACUUGAGGAACCCAAAGCUAACAUCAAUAUUCAGUAGGGAUAGUAUAACGACCCCAGUACCACCGCCAAGGAAACAUAAGAAGAAUUUCAGAGAAAAGAUUGAGGCUGUGGCCAAAAGUGGACUUCAAGCAUUUCAGACUAAAAAACCAGUAGAAGAGCCACUGUUCGUGAAGAAAAAUAUCUCCUACAAAUGUCCAAUCUGUGAUGAAGACGAAUCCACUCAUAACAGGAAUCAUCAUCAUCAUCACAACCAUGAAGAGAAAAAUGAUGACAAAAUAAACACAAACAAAAUUGAAGAGAAUAAGAAAAGUGAGAACAAGUCUGAUGUCGAGAAGAAGAGGCGGAAAAACUUAUCUGUGAUGUCGCUUCCAAAUUAUGACGAGUUGAAAUUCACUGUAGCUCAUUUUGAUGACAUUGACAAAGAUCCAACAUUGUCCAAGUCAACCAAAGAAAAGCGAACUUCAUAUCCGUCCGACGUGCUAACAAGCACGCCUAAGAAGUCCAGAUCUGGAUCUACGGGGAAACUGGACUCUUAUAUCACACGAUGCCGAAGCAUAAGUUCUCUUCUACCUCAACAUUUGAAAAAAGCACAACAUCCACCAAAAAACAGAGGGGUCCACCACAAAACAGAUGGAGAUAGUGACGACUCGUUCGGUGGCCUUGAAGACUGGGAUUUGGGGUUAAUUGAACAUUACAACCCAAAAGAUGCUAGUUUACCAAGACCUAGGAAAAGUCAAAGGAACAGUCAAGAAGUUAUGGCGGGAAUUGAAGACUUGAUAGUGAAAGACGAUGUAGUUGAUUCGAAACCAAAAUCUCCGGAAAAAAGAACAGAAUCUACAGUUACAGCGACCAAGAAAAAAUCUUUACAAGCAUCUCCAACACUUGUGAAAGAAUCUCAGAGAAAACUUGUUUUCGAACCUCCCCUAUCACCUUCAGCUAAACAGAAAGAAAAAGUUGUAGAGAAAGAGGAAACCAUGUUUUCACAUGCUUAUGCGGCAAACGAAAAUGGACAGGUGGAACAUUCGAGUCUGCUAAAGAUUUUAGAAAAAUUUACUCAAGAAAAUGUGACGAAAGAACCAGACCCAACGACCGAGAAUUCGUCCUUGAGCCCUUCAUUGUUGGAUUUUGAGAAAAAUUUAUCUAGCAUCGAGGAAUUUAUAAAUGCCGAAAAGGUUAAUACUGAUAAGAGCAUAAAUGUACAAAAUAUAACUUCGUAGGUUAUAUGAUUUUGAGCGUUAGCAUAUUUGUAUCUUAAUAAUGAAAAUAUAAAAAUAACUGUCAAAUACAGUAAGACUUGGACGAUUAAGAUCAUAAAGUAACUUUGUAAAAAAAACCUUGGUAUUAUACAAAGUUACAAUAGUAUCUCUUUUUCUCUCUAUGGAUACCUUUUGUACCAAUAAAGUCAUACUUAUUCGCUACUGGAAUAACCUGAUCAUUAAAAAAAAUUAGGUCCAGCAUUUUUUGAAAGCAAAAUUGUAUCCAAAACUAUCGACAUCAAUAUUCAUCGUCCCGUUAUACUUAAUUAGUCCCUUUAUUCCCCCAAGUUAUACAUGUAUCCUUAAUUUAUAUAUAAUUUUAGGUAACUAUCCAAAUGCAUUUUGUAAAAACUGUACAUAAUAAAUAAUUGUUGAUUUA